Molecule: messenger RNA, 2558 nt
Organism: Synchiropus splendidus (mandarinfish)
Lineage: Eukaryota; Metazoa; Chordata; Actinopteri; Syngnathiformes; Callionymidae
Gene: spop
Product: speckle type BTB/POZ protein
Exons: 10
Coding region: 217-1341 (374 amino acids)
Biological process (GO): regulation of proteolysis; proteasome-mediated ubiquitin-dependent protein catabolic process
Cellular component (GO): nucleus; cytoplasm
Molecular function (GO): ubiquitin protein ligase binding
Source: RefSeq, a predicted model, not a curated record
CCGCUGAGCUCGACUGGUUUCCAAACAACUAGCCUGACUGCUAACAACAACACUAUAAACUGGAUAAGCGUCAUUAUAAAUCCUUUACACAGGGAGCAGAGUGCUUCCGCCUGGCGGGUACCAAUACAGAUGGACUUUAUGAGUGAACGCUGACGGGCAGAAUUAACGGAUCCUCCUCCUCAGCCUCUUGCCCCGACACCUUCUGUCACGCUGGCAAUGUCAAGAGUCCCGAGUCCCCCUCCCCCUGCGGAAAUGUCCAGCGGGCCUGUUGCUGAGAGCUGGUGCUACACACAGAUUAAAGUUGUGAAGUUUUCAUACAUGUGGACCAUCAACAACUUCAGCUUCUGCCGUGAGGAGAUGGGUGAGGUCAUCAAGAGCUCCACAUUUUCCUCAGGAGCCAAUGACAAGUUAAAAUGGUGUUUGCGAGUGAAUCCCAAAGGUCUGGACGAGGAGAGUAAAGACUACCUGUCACUCUACCUGCUGCUGGUCAGCUGUCCGAAAGCUGAGGUCCGAGCCAAGUUCAAGUUUUCCAUCCUGAAUGCCAAGGGGGAGGAGACCAAAGCCAUGGAGAGCCAGAGGGCGUAUCGCUUUGUCCAGGGGAAAGAUUGGGGGUUCAAGAAAUUCAUUCGGAGAGACUUCCUCCUGGAUGAAGCCAACGGUUUGCUCCCUGAUGACAAGCUCACACUCUUCUGUGAGGUGAGUGUGGUGCAGGACUCCGUCAACAUAUCUGGUCAGAACACGAUGAACAUGGUGAAGGUGCCAGACUGUCGGCUAGCAGACGAGCUGGGAGGUCUGUGGGAGAACUCUCGCUUCACAGACUGCUCUCUGUGUGUGGCCGGACAGGAGUUCCAGGCUCACAAAGCCAUCCUGGCAGCCCGCUCACCUGUUUUUAGCGCCAUGUUUGAGCAUGAGAUGGAAGAGAGCAAAAAGAAUCGAGUGGAGAUCAACGACGUGGAGCCUGAGGUUUUUAAGGAGAUGAUGUGCUUCAUAUACACAGACAAGGCACCAAACCUGGACAAGAUGGCUGACGACUUGCUGGCGGCGGCUGAUAAGUACGCUCUGGAGCGACUCAAGGUCAUGUGCGAGGACGCGCUCUGCACCAGCCUGUCUGUAGACAAUGCGGCUGAAAUCCUCAUCCUGGCCGACCUGCACAGCGCGGACCAGCUCAAAACACAAGCCGUCGACUUCAUCAACUAUCACGCGGCAGAAGUGAUGGAGACGGCAGGUUGGAAGUCCAUGGUGGCAUCACACCCUCACCUGGUGGCUGAGGCCUACCGCUCUCUGGCAUCAGCCCAGUGCCCCUUCCUGGGACCCCCACGCAAGCGCCUCAAACAGUCCUAAUGACAUGGAGCCGUGCUGUCUGCUAGCCCUCUCUCUCUCACGCACACACUCACGCUCUCACAAAUCCCAAACCCCUCCAUAAAGGGAUGACCUCUACCCCUGUUGUUACCUGCUACACGACCUACCCCCCCUCCACAGCCCCACUUCUGCUCCAUCCAGGCGCUGCUGUGUUUCAUCUGUCUAUUGAUGGAGGGAAUAAGGAGAGGAUGUCAUGAAGGGGGAUGUUUACAGAACUGCACACCCACCGCCCUCUUUCUAUUAAGCUCUGAGGUCAGACAUUGUUCACGUUCCUGCGUGAAGACUCAACCCCAACCUGUGUUGGAAUCCGCUCCAAGGGACGAGUCGGACCUGAGGGUGGCUUGGUCUUCAGAGACUUGACCAUCAGCCCCAUUCCUUCUCUCAGCUGAGCUGCCGCUGGAGCCCUGACUUGCAUCAGAGACUCAGCCAAGAACACUUCUGAGAAACACAACAAGGGCUCGACAAGUGGCAGGUGCGGGGCACAAACUGAUGGGGCGGGGUCAUUGCACUAAAGUCAAAGGUCACCCGUUAUCCAUCCCGACCGGCGGACAAGUAGAAGUAUUGUGGGCAAGACCCAGCUGGACCACCAAGAACCCUUUAAGAUGAGUUGUCAAACAAAUGGAUCCCAUGUAGAACUCUGUGUUCCUGUUCACAAUCAUCCCAAUUUGUCAAAGGCAUUGAACUGAAGAGCCAGAGCUGAGUGUCACUGCUGCAGAGUAGAACUGCCGCCAGUCUGUCUCCUCCAUCGAGAGAGAACCAGGACAUGAAGACAAGCUGAGACGACGUCAGUAAAUGUGUCAAAGUAACGUUCACAUUCUCUCAGAUGUGUUGAUGUUUCUCCUUUUAUUCCAUUUGUUUUUUUUUUCCUCAGAUGUGUCAUUUCUAUUUUUUUCCCAGGAAUUUGUACAGAGACACUUGUUUUUUUUGUGUGAAUGGUUUCAAUUUGACACAAACAAGACAGUUUUCUUUGCAGGCGACUGAAGGGGAAUGUCAGAGAAGUGAACACGUUUUAAUGUUCAGAAUAGACUGAGUGUGAAACGCAAAUCCACAUAAACUUUGCAAAGUGACGUUGGGCGGACGUGAGUGGAAGGAAGCAUCGUCAACCGUUCCUGUAGAUAUUUCAACUUAUGACAAGUGACACUUAGUUGUUGCCAUUUUUUGUUCCCAACAGAAUAAACCACAAACUAUUUUGUAUUGAA